Molecule: messenger RNA, 1371 nt
Organism: Diversispora eburnea
Lineage: Eukaryota; Fungi; Glomeromycota; Glomeromycetes; Diversisporales; Diversisporaceae
Source: the annotation of a GenBank genome assembly
AUGGAAUGGCCAGAAAAUGCGUCAAAAUUUAAUUUGGAUGAAAUUUACGAUAAAUUGAAAGGAUGCGUUUAUGGAGCUGCAAUAGGGGAUGCGAUAGGUUUGGCUACAGAAUUCAUGUCCAAAGAAAAAGCCAGAAAAUUAUAUGGAAUUGGUCCUAUAACUUUUGGAACCGAAAAAGGAUAUGAAUUUUAUAUUGAUAGACAACGAGAAAGAUGGAAUGAUGGGGAUUGGACCGAUGAUACUGCAAAUGAUGGAAUUUUUAAUUCUCGCGACUUCGCUAUGGGAUUAAAAAAAUGGGUAGAUCAAGGAUUUCCAGAACUUGAUAAUAAGCCUCCAUGUGGUAUUGGAUUAACAGUUGGUUCAGUACUUAAUCAUCCACAAUUUCUAAAAAAACCUCAUAAAUCAGCUUGGGAUAUUUGGAUACAAUAUGAUCGUAAUAUGGCAGCCAAUGGAGCUUUAAUGCGUACAUCUAUAUUAGGUGUCCCAUUUUUUUGGGAUGAAAAACAAGUUAUAAAACAAACCUUACAAGCAACCAAAGUAACUCACGCAGAUCCGAGAUGUGGUUUAUCUAGUAUAAUCCUUACAUCGUUAAUAUCUAGAUUGAUUAAAGGUAAUGUUCAAGAUAUUCCAACGGAUUUAACUGAAGAAGAUAAAAAAGAAAUCUUGAAUUGUAAUAAAAUGAGUAAAAUGAUUGAAAAAGUUAAACAUCUUAAUCAUUCUUCUUCGAAAUCACCAUCAAUAAAUGAAUUAUGGUUAAAAAGAAGAAAAAGAUCUUCUCAACUGAAUAAACCUCGAGAACCUGCAAUAAUUCCUGAUCCUCUUCCACCUGGAAUAGAAUUAUUUGGUGUGGAUCCAGUAAUGUUGGCAUUAAUUAAAUCUUUAGUUGAUAGAUAUAAAUUUAUAAUUUUAAAUAUUCCCGAUACUUCACAAGAAAAACCUUCUUCAAAAAAAAAUAAGAAAAUUGAUUCAAGUAGAUUACAAACGGAUUUAAGUGAAGAAGCUUUAAAGAAAUAUUGUUUUCCUGAAAGUUUGGCUUCGUUAGAAUUAGAUGAACCCUCAAGUAUUGGAUAUGUUUAUAAAUGUUUGGGUUCGGCAUUAUAUUGUGUCACGAGAAAUUUGAAUAAAGUAGAAAAUGAAAGUGUAGCAUUUAAAAAGAUUAUUACGGAGUUAGCAUUGGAAGCUGGUGACGCGGAUACAAAUGCUACCGUCGCCGGUGCAUUGCUAGGUACAAGAAUUGGAUAUAAUAAAUUACCCAAAGAAUGGGUUGAAGGAUUAAAAUAUAAAACGUUUUUGGAUGAAAAAAUUAAUAACCUUUGGAAAAUAAUGUCUAAUUCUGAUUGGGUGGACGUAAAAGAACCUAUUAUUGAUUAG